UGGUGUAAGCUCAGAAUAGAUACUUCAAAUUCUAGGCACUAUGAAUUCGAAGAUGUCAUCGACAAAAUCCGAACGUCGAGCAACGAUACUUGGGUUUUGGGGUCGGAGCCGCUAAAGAAAACCCGAACAGAGGAGACGUAUGGUAAAGAAGAACCGUCAACAAGUGAGCAAGAAUGUGAAGCACAGACGCCAAUUCCAUUCAAUGAGAACGAGUUCGUGACGAAUCUGUCGAAACUAUUCGUCUGUAAGAUGCGAACUACUCCACCACCAAAUUUACUACUGAAUACCAACAGUCAAGAGAUCGACCUCAGUACCGUCCUCGGCUGGAAACGUGUGCUAGAUAGAGUUGAACAAGCGGCACCAUAUUGGCUCAAAGAGCAGGAACCUUCCCAACAGUGCCCAUAG
Ostertagia ostertagi is the source of this 405-nucleotide messenger RNA. Lineage: Eukaryota; Metazoa; Nematoda; Chromadorea; Rhabditida; Trichostrongylidae. The record is from the annotation of a GenBank genome assembly.